Messenger RNA from Chenopodium quinoa (quinoa), 904 nucleotides. RefSeq names its product mitochondrial pyruvate carrier 3-like. Gene Ontology annotation, biological process: pyruvate import into mitochondria. The coding region runs from base 260 to 586 and encodes 108 amino acids. The record is from RefSeq and is a predicted model, not a curated record. The transcript has 5 exons. NCBI's taxonomy places the organism in Eukaryota, Viridiplantae, Streptophyta, Magnoliopsida, Caryophyllales, Amaranthaceae. Gene Ontology annotation, cellular component: mitochondrial inner membrane.
ACGGAAUUCAAAUUUCUUAUUAUGAGAAUCUUUUUCUCCUAUAUAAAGUAUUAAUAAUAGUAUUUUUUUUUUAUUUAUAUUAAAGAUUACCUAAGUUCUUGGUGGCCAAACUUCAUUACAUAUAUAAUAAUAAAUGCAUAGCCAUUAGCCACCCUUUCUUGAUUGGAUCCACUACAAAAUAAUUUUUAUUAAAAAUACCCACAAAAAAGGAAAAAAAGAAAAAGAAAAGAUCUGUAAAAUUGCUCUGCGCAAGAAAAUCAUGGCGUCUUCGAAAUUUAAAGCUUUCUGGAAUCAUCCAGCCGGUCUCAAAACAAUUCACUUCUGGGCACCAACGUUCAAAUGGGGCCUUAGCAUAGCAAAUAUUGCGGAUUUUGCCAAGCCACCUGAGACGAUUUCGUACCCUCAGCAAAUCGUCGUAGCAGCCUCAGGACUUAUUUGGACGCGGUAUGACAUGGUUAUUACACCGAGAAACUGGAAUUUGUGUAGCGUAAAUUUUGCAAUGUCAAUGACAGGGUUGUGUCAACUUACUAGGAAGAUUGGGUAUGACAUCUCUAAUGAGAGAAAAACAACUGUUGUAAAGGAAUGAUCGAUACAAAGUUACUAAUCCUUGGAACAAAAAUCACCAUCUCUAGUAUACUUCAUUUGAUUCCUGCUCUUGACACUUCGAUCAAAUUCGAAAAGUAAACUCAAACUUUCUAUACAUGCUACCAAAUGGAGAAGCUUCAUUAGAGUUUAUUUAGUUAUUUACGGAAACUUUGGAAUUGAUAUGAAGGUUUGUUAAGGAAGAUUGUAUAAACUUGUUGCAUAUGUAAUUCUAACAUUACAAUUUACAUAAUUUCAUAUUUUCUUCUAAUGUAGUAGAAUUGUAGAAAUUUAUGGUAUGAUAAAGAUUUUCAAUUGCGAA